GCCUGUGGUAAGGUCGGCGGGAUGACCGCGGUUGGUUUUUGAUCGGUGGUCACCAUUGUGAUGCUGCCACCCAACACCCCGUGCUAAAUUAAGUUAAUCUAUACCUCUGUCUUAUUCUCGUCUCUAUGAAUCCCAGUCUUUUUAAUAAUUACAGGCUUACCGUUUGCACUGGGAGGUACCCAGAGGAUGGGUGCCAAGGGAACUUCCCUCUCAAAGGCACUCCAGGUCUAUGUGAACGAUGCCACCUGUUAAACCUGUCCCAAAAUUCCACAGAAGAGCAUGCUUGCAUUUCUAUGUAUUUUCAAUGUAAUCAUUGUGGUCCGGCAAAUCAAGAGAUUACAGCCAGCUGCUGCUGCCUCCGAUGUGCAGUUCAGCUUCAAGUAGUGCAGGAGCAUGAAACUACAACAAAAUGUGUUGGAGAUCUUCCCGAGAACUCCUGUCAAGGAAACUUCCCUUUCAAAAAGGACCACGGACUAUGUAUUCACUGUGGCAUUCUGAAUUCUCUUGAAGAUAAUCCUAAGGCACAUAUGCUUGUUUCGACAAUGGUCCGAGCGCAGUGCUCGGUGUCAAGGCAAGGCGCUAUUUGAAUGAGUAUAGACAAUGCGGCCAAGGAGGAAGGGAGCCCAGCGUCGACACCCCUACUUGAUGUCCGCGAGUCGAAGGGUGUAAAUAGCUGCUGAAUAUAGCUUUGGUGAUGGGUUUGGAUCGAGCCAGACACGUUGAAGAUACCAUGCCAAGUCGGGAAAGGCCCAAUGAUGAGUACGCUGACAAUGCGAACAAGAGCAAUAAUAUCUAUGAACCUCCUUCAGCCCCAGAGUGAGAACAGAGAGACAAGUCAUACCAGAGCAAUCUUCACGACGCGUCGUCGUCG
Molecule: messenger RNA, 871 nt
Organism: Desarmillaria tabescens
Lineage: Eukaryota; Fungi; Basidiomycota; Agaricomycetes; Agaricales; Physalacriaceae
Exons: 5
Coding region: 126-587 (153 amino acids)
Source: RefSeq, a predicted model, not a curated record